Molecule: messenger RNA, 1613 nt
Organism: Cyprinodon variegatus (sheepshead minnow)
Lineage: Eukaryota; Metazoa; Chordata; Actinopteri; Cyprinodontiformes; Cyprinodontidae
Product: PEX5-related protein-like
Exons: 12
Coding region: 33-1613 (526 amino acids)
Biological process (GO): protein import into peroxisome matrix, docking
Cellular component (GO): cytosol; peroxisomal membrane
Molecular function (GO): protein binding
Source: RefSeq, a predicted model, not a curated record
AAGACUCUAGGGCUGCAGAUAAGACUGUUGCCAUGGUCCUGAAGGAGAUACCCAGUAAGGCGUCAUCAGAAGCGAAGCCCCUCCUCACAGUGACUACCAAGCUGGUGAGCGAGCAACAAGAGAGUCGGCCGCUAUUAAGCCCUUCCAUUGACGAUUUCCUCUGCGAGACCAAAUGUGAUGGGAUUUCUCGCCCAGUGACUUCCAACACAGCCGUUCUUUCUUCAACGCUGGACCUUUUGGAUCUCAGUGAACCAGGAGAGAGGAGGAACAGCAAAGACAAAAAAAGUUCUUUGUUGUCCCGUGGUGACGGUCAAAAGAACAGCUCACACAAGAAAAAGACGGAUGAGACAGAGUUGAUUCAGGUGGAAGUUGAACAGACAGGACCAAAUAUGAGAAACCCAGAGAGGGCAUCACUCGAGUCAGUUGCCAUCGGGUCUUUGGAUAAAUGGGAAGAACUUAAUUCCAGUACUGAGAGGAAUGGCAACAGAAAAUGGAAGCUCGAGAGACGCCGUUCUUCCAAAAAUUCAUCCAGCGAAUUCUUAUGGUCUUUAGACUGUAAAAUCCAACCUGAUUCUUCAAAUAGGAACAUGUUGGAGGCAAACCCCAAAGCAGAGCCAGAAUCAGCCCUUGCUUCACAAGCUCGUCUAACGAAGGAGCAGCGCUUGGGUAGCGCCCUUCUGUCAAGACAUCAAUCCCUGGAGGAGGAGUUUGAGCGAGCCAAGGCUGCCGUUGAAUCAGAUACGGAGUUCUGGGACAAAAUGCAGGCAGAGUGGGAAGAGCUUGCACGACGAAACUGGCUGACAGAAAAUGAGCAGGCGCAAAUACCCUCAUCUGUAUCACCCCAUGAGAAGGGUUACUACUUCCACACGGAUAAUCCUUAUAAGGAGCUGCCAAAUGCGUUUGAAGAGGGACUGAAGAAAUCUCGGGAGGGAGACUUGCAAAACGCUGUGCUUUUGCUGGAAGCAGCCGUCUUGCAGGACCCUCAUGAUUCAGAGGCGUGGCAGGUGUUGGGGACCACACAGGCUGAAAAUGAAAAUGAGCAGGCUGCAAUCGUCUCCCUGCAAAGGUGUUUGGAGCUCCACCCAAAUAACAUAUCAGCCCUCCUGGCUCUGGCAGUAAGCCUGACCAACACUGGUAUGCGUCAUGACGCCUGUGAGGCCCUGCUCCGCUGGUUGAAACACAAUCCCAAGUACAAGCACCUGCUUAAGUCCAAGACUCAUAUGAUGGGCUCCCCGAACUCUCAGCGCAGGAUGUCGUAUGUUCUAAAUGCAGGCAGACAUGACAGCUCACUGCUGCCAGAGGUCAAGGAGUUCUUCCUGGAAGCAGCACAGCAAAACUCGGACAGCAUUGACCCGGAUUUACAGACAGGCCUUGGGGUGCUCUACAACCUCACCGGCGAGUUUAACAAAGCUGUAGAGGCUUUCAAUACAGCCCUGUCAGUGCGGCCUGAAGACUAUUUGUUAUGGAAUCGCCUUGGCGCUACUCUAGCAAAUGGGGAUCGUAGUGAAGAGGCAGUGGAGGCAUACACUCGAGCCCUCGAGCUACAUCCAGGGUUUAUCAGGUCCCGCUAUAAUCUGGGCAUCAGCUGCAUUAACCUUGGGGCUCACAGGUGA